CCCCCCCCCCCUCCUCUCUCUCUCUCUCUCUCUGCUAUUAGUCAUGCCAUCUUUACAAUGGAAAACCAUGGCAUUGGCCUUCUUCGCUUUCUUUCUCCUAAUUUUUCCCUUGGAAGCCGAAGCUUCGGCGUUUGCUUUAGAUAAAAUCGUCCGACUCCCUGGGCAGCCCCAAGUCUGCUUCCAGCACUAUUCUGGGUAUGUGACCGUUGAUGAGAAGAACCCGAAGGCUCUGUUCUACUACUUCGUCGAAGCAGAAACAGACCCAGCUUCCAAGCCUCUCGUUCUCUGGUUAAAUGGAGGCCCUGGCUGUUCUUCUUUGGGGGUUGGAGCAUUCUCUGAAAACGGGCCGUUUAGGCCCAGUGGGAAGGUACUGGUCAAGAAUGAAUAUAGCUGGAACAGAGAGGCAAAUAUGUUGUAUUUGGAGACACCAAUUGGGGUUGGGUUCUCUUACUCCACCGACUCUUCCUUGUAUGGGACUGUAAAUGAUAAGAUCACAGCGAGGGACAAUUUGGUGUUCUUGCAAAAAUGGUUUGUCAAAUUCCCGCAAUACAGAAACAGAAGCCUGUUCAUCACCGGAGAGAGCUAUGCCGGCCACUACGUGCCUCAGCUAGCUGAGCUUAUUCUACAAUUCAACAAGAAGCAGAAGUUGUUCAAUCUACAAGGAAUUGCUUUGGGCAAUCCAGUUUUGGAAUUUGCGACUGAUUUUAACUCCAGGGCCGAGUAUUUCUGGUCUCACGGACUGAUAUCAGAUUCCACCUACAAAUUGUUCACUUCUGCCUGCAAUUAUUCUCGUUUCGUGAGCGAAUACUAUAGAGGGUCUGUGUCUCCAAGUUGUUCAAGAGUAAUGAGCUUAGUAACCAGAGAAACAAGUAGAUUUGUUGACAAGUAUGAUGUUAUCCUCGAUGUCUGUAUAUCGUCCGUGAUGUCUCAAUCCAAAGUCCUUAAUCCCCAACAAGUUACAGAGACAGUAGACGUAUGCGUGGAGGAUGAAAUUAUAAGUUACUUGAACCGGCCAGAUGUGCGGGAUGCGCUCCAUGCCCGGCUUGUAGGAGUUAACCGAUGGCUUGUUUGCAGCAACAUUUUGGAUUAUGAGUUGCUUGACCUGGAGAUUCCAACAAUCUCUGUUGUGGGAGAGUUCAUUAAGGCUGGAAUUCCUGUCUUGGUUUACAGUGGAGAUCAAGAUUCUGUUAUCCCAUUGACGGGAAGUCGCACAUUGGUUCACGGUCUGGCAGAAGAAUUAGGACUUAAAACGACGGUACCAUACAGAGUGUGGUUUGCAGGGAUGCAGGUGGGUGGCUGGACUCAAGUCUACGGUAACAUUCUUUCAUUUGCAACCAUCCGAGGGGCAUCCCAUGAGGCUCCAUUCUCUCAACCGGAGAGGUCGCUGGUGCUAUUCAAAGCAUUUUUGGAGGGCAGGCCUCUGCCGGAAGCAUUCUGAUGACACAACAUCGAUCUACCCAUCAUCAGCUCAAACUGAUGAAAAAGGAUUAAUAAGAUCUGUAAGUAAAAGUUGAGGGUUGAGAUUGAGAUUGAGUAUGAGAAUGAAAGAUGUAUUCUUUUGUUUGUUUGUUUGUUUGUCUGUCUGUCUGCCGGGUUUGACGUCAAAGCCAAGAACCUUGUAAAUAUUUUGAGAAGGGGGAAAGAGCAUUUUGUCA
Diospyros lotus (date-plum) is the source of this 1655-nucleotide messenger RNA. Its product is annotated as serine carboxypeptidase-like 45. Gene Ontology annotation, cellular component: vacuole. The coding region runs from base 44 to 1438 and encodes 464 amino acids. The transcript is spliced from 10 exons. Gene Ontology annotation, molecular function: serine-type carboxypeptidase activity. NCBI's taxonomy places the organism in Eukaryota, Viridiplantae, Streptophyta, Magnoliopsida, Ericales, Ebenaceae. Gene Ontology annotation, biological process: proteolysis. The record is from RefSeq and is a predicted model, not a curated record.